UAAAGAAAAGUCUCUGCCUUCGCAUCUUGCUUCGACGGUUUGACCCCCAAUUUCAUCCAUCCUGCUCGCGACAUUGAUGGUAAUAGUUGGCUUUGCCGUCGACGACGAUGGGCCUCUGCACCUCUUCGAGCGCUGCCAGCCCCGCUGAACCCACUGCCGGCGGUAACAACGCUGCGGGGAAUAAGGAGAAGGGGAGGAAGGGCAACGGCGGCGCCAGGGGGAUCGUUGCGUGCGGUAAGCGAACGGACUUCGGUUACGACAAGGACUUCGAGGCGCGGUACGCGCUCGGCAAGCUGCUGGGACACGGCCAGUUCGGUUACACCUUUGCCGCCGUUGACCGCCACUCCGACGAGCGCGUCGCCGUCAAGCGCAUCGACAAGAACAAGAUGAUCCUUCCUGUUGCUGUUGAAGAUGUAAAGCGAGAAGUUAAAAUACUCAAGGCCUUAUAUGGGCAUGAAAAUGUUGUACAUUUUUACAAUGCAUUCGAGGAUGGUAAUUACGUGUACAUUGUUAUGGAAUUAUGUGAGGGUGGUGAGUUGCUUGACCGCAUAUUAGCCAAGAAAGAUAGCCGUUAUAGUGAAAAAGAUGCUGCAGUCGUUGUGCGGCAGAUGCUCAAGGUUGCUGCUGAGUGCCAUUUGCACGGUUUGGUUCACCGUGAUAUGAAACCUGAGAACUUCCUGUUCAAGUCAUCAAAGGAGGGCUCCUCCCUCAAGGCUACAGAUUUUGGCCUUUCAGACUUCAGAAGACCAGGGAAGCAAUUUCAUGACAUUGUUGGAAGUGCUUACUAUGUUGCGCCAGAAGUUCUCAAGCGUAAGUCAGGGCCAGAAUCUGACGUUUGGAGUAUUGGUGUUAUAACAUAUAUUUUGUUGUGCGGAAGGCGGCCUUUUUGGGACAAAACUGAAGAUGGAAUCUUUAAAGAGGUCUUGAAGAACAAACCAGACUUUGUUCGAAAGCCUUGGACAAAUAUUACUUCAAGUGCUAAAGAUUUUGUGCAGAAAUUACUAGUUAAGGAUCCCCGCGCAAGACUAACUGCUGCUCAGGCAUUGUCACAUGAAUGGGUGAGAGAAGGUGGAGAGGCAUCUGCAGUACCUCUGGACAUAUCAGUAUUGCAUAAUAUGCGACAGUUUGUUAAAUACAGUCGUUUCAAACAAUUUGCGUUGAGGGCAUUAGCAUCCACAUUAAAUUCGGAAGAACUGUCUGAUCUUCGUGACCAGUUCAAUGCCAUUGAUAUUGACAAGAGUGGAACGAUUAGCCUGGAAGAACUGAAGCAGGCUCUUGCGAAGGAUGUUCCAUGGAGAUUAAAGGGUCCUCGUGUUCUGGAGAUUGUUGAGGCGGUUGACAGUAACACAGAUGGAUUAGUUGAUUUUGAAGAGUUUGUUGCUGCCACACUACAUGUGCAUCAGCUAGUGGAACAUGAUACUGAGAAGUGGAAGUCAUUGUCUCAGGCUGCAUUUGAUAAAUUCGAUGUCGACGGUGAUGGCUAUAUCACAUCUGAUGAACUAAGAAUGAAUACAGGACUGAAGGGUUCAAUUGACCCCCUUCUGGAGGAAGCAGACAUUGACAAAGAUGGCAAAAUAAGCCUUGAUGAAUUUCGUAGGCUAUUGAAAACUGCAAGCAUGAGUUCACGCAACACGACUCCACGGCGCGUAUUGAAGUCAUAGUUUUUCGUAGCCCCCAUAUGCCCCACAUGUAAUUCGUAAGUGUUGCCAGAAAGGCGUCGUGAUGUAAAUUGGUAAACAUUGUGUCUGGAUUGGAAUACCAUGGGCAACUUUUUUUUCGAAUUUAUAAGAUUUGACAGAGAUUUGAACAAGUACUAGGAACUAAAGUUACUCCCUCCCUCCCAUAACAUAAGACAUUGUGCCAAGCUGUUUUAGCUUGUCAAAACGUUUUUAGUGCAUCUACAGUUGUGUUUCUUUCA
This is a messenger RNA of Lolium perenne, 1918 nucleotides long. Its product is annotated as calcium-dependent protein kinase 18. Gene Ontology annotation, biological process: protein phosphorylation. Lineage: Eukaryota; Viridiplantae; Streptophyta; Magnoliopsida; Poales; Poaceae. The record is from RefSeq and is a predicted model, not a curated record. Gene Ontology annotation, molecular function: calcium ion binding; protein kinase activity; ATP binding.